CAUCCUCCGCAUACACUUCAGAUUUGCUAUGAUCACUGACACUGACACGAACGAACACUCGUUCUUGCGUGCUGCACCACUCGGUCGCAGAUGCUUCUCGCGCGCCGCGAGCUGAAUUUUUCUUUUGUUGGCUAGCUCACCUGCAGCCAACGCCACUCGCUCGCCGCGAUCGAUCUAUCCACGUACUGAUCACCAGCGGUUAAAACCCCCAAACACAUCAGCAGCAGCCUCCGUCAUCUCCACGCAGAGAUUGAUCAAACUCGUCAGUUAAUCACCAGUUGGAACAAGAUCGCAUCAGAGUUUCCGGAAAACUGUUGGUAUAAUUUGAUGGGGGCGCUGGCGGCGUCGAUCGCGUCGCACCUGCCGUCGGGGGUGUCGGCGGCGGUGGCGGCGCUGGCGGCGAGCCCGGGGGAGGUGGUGAGGAGGGCGGCGGGGCUGGAGGACGAGCUCCGGGAGCUUCUCCGGCUGAACGGCGGCGGGCGCGGGCGGGGCGGCGCGGCGGCGGAGCAGGGGCAGGGCGAGCAGACGAGGGACAGGUUCGUGCGCGCGUACGAGCGGCUCAAGAGUGAGCUGCUCAACGACCGAGCCUUCAACUUCGACUUCACUGAGGAGACCAGGCAGUGGGUCGCCAAGAUGAUGGACUACAACGUGCCAGGAGGGAAACUGAACCGUGGGCUCUCGGUGGUGGACAGCUACAUGCUGCUGAGACAAGGAACCGAGGUUGACGACGAGGAUUUCUACCUCGCCUGCGUGCUCGGUUGGUGCGUCGAAUGGCUGCAAGCGUCAGCCCUUGUGCUCGAUGACAUCACGGACAACGCCUACACGAGGCGAGAUAACCUCUGCUGGUACAAGCUACCAACGGUUGGCAUGUCUGCUAUAAACGAUGGUGUGCUGCUCAAGUGCCAUGUCCAGGCAAUCAUCAAGAGAUACUUCAAGGAGAAGUUCUACUUCCUGGACCUCAUGGAGCUAUGGAACGAGAUAGGCUUGCAGACUGCCAUGGGGCAGAUGCUGGAUCUCAUCACCACUCAUACCGGCGCCAAGGAUCUCGCCAGAUACAGAAUUCAGGGGUACCGUCGCAUUGUCAAGUACAAGACAUCAUACUAUUCGUUCUACCUGCCGGUUGCAUGUGCAUUACUCUUGAAUGGCGCGAGAUUGAGUGACUAUGUUGAGCUGAAAAAUGUACUUAUCGAAAUGGGCGUAUACUUUCAGAUACAGGAUGACUACUUGGAUUGCUUUGGUGACCCAGAAGUGAUUGGCAAGGUUGGAACAGACAUUGAAGACUACAAGUGUUCCUGGCUAAUAGUACAGGCUAUGGAACUCGCCAAUGAGAAUGAGAUGAAAAUACUAUAUGAGAACUACGGGAAGUCUGACCCAAAAUGCGUAGCAGAAGUGAAGAGCGUUUACAGGGAGCUUGAUCUUCAGGACAUAUUUUUGGAGUACGAGUCAAGAGUUUACAAGCACCUGGUUUCGACCAUCGACGCCGAGACUGACCGUGCAAUUCGGGAUAUUUUGAAGUCGUUUCUGAAGAAGAUUUACAGGAGGAAGAAGUAGAAACACCUUUCCACAGUGGCUGCUUGAGUUCGGACACAACCGCUUGGCAAGUUGGACAGUUGGAGGAUGCGAUGCGCUACAUUGAAUGACAUGCAUAUGCCCUCUGAUACUGUUCACAAAAAAAAUUGUAACUUCUGGAACUGGGAGAGGAUACCGCCAUGCACACAUGUGGCUAAGUAAAAGAAGACAUAUGUAUUGUGUUGCUAUGUGACACUAAUAAUAUGCAAUAGAAUGGUCUUCCGUAGUAUGUGAAAAGAGUAUGUUUUUUAAUGUUAAUUUGGUAAUAAAAUUUUUAGUACAAUGGUAUGUAUGGUUGUAGAUGUAUAAAUUCAUCCAUGUUGAGAGCAUUGUUGGACCGGACAUGGCAAUCCAUGAAGUGUUUUAGUUGGGUGGA
Molecule: messenger RNA, 1945 nt
Organism: Oryza sativa Japonica Group (Japanese rice)
Lineage: Eukaryota; Viridiplantae; Streptophyta; Magnoliopsida; Poales; Poaceae
Product: farnesyl pyrophosphate synthase
Biological process (GO): trans, trans-farnesyl diphosphate biosynthetic process
Cellular component (GO): cytoplasm
Molecular function (GO): dimethylallyltranstransferase activity; (2E,6E)-farnesyl diphosphate synthase activity
Source: RefSeq, a predicted model, not a curated record